GAAGGUCGACACGUCACCAUGACCAUGAUCCGUUCCAUGCUGGCAGCCGGUGUGCUCGCCCUCGUUAUGGCGGCGGCCACUGCCUCGGACGUCAUUGAUCUGACCCCGGAUACCUUUGAUGACAUCAUCAACGGCGAUCGCCCGGCUCUGGUGGAGUUUUUCGCCCCCUGGUGCGGUCACUGCAAGAGCCUCGCCCCAACCUGGGAGGAGCUGGGCACGGCCUACGCCUCGCAAAAGGAUGUGAUCAUUGCCAAAGUUGAUGCUUCGGAGCACCGUGACCUUGGCUCGCGCUUUGGUGUCACUGGUUUCCCGACCCUCAAGUUUUUCCCCAAGGGCUCGACCGAGCCUGAAGACUAUAAGGGUGGCCGCGCUUUGAACGAUCUGGCUGACUUUAUGCUUCAGAAGACCGGAUACCGCGCGCGCAUCCAGCAAGACGUGAGCCAUGUGAAGGUCUUGGACCCCACCAACUUUGAUGCCAUUGCCCUGGACACUGACAAGGAUGUCCUUGUCGAGUUUUACGCCCCGUGGUGCGGUCACUGCAAGUCGGUGGCGCCCAUCUACGAGAAGGCUGGUCUCGCGUUUGCCAAUGAGGAGAACGUUGUCGUCGCCAAGGUCGAUGCGGACAAGCAUUCCGAGCUGGCCAGCAAGUUUGGCGUCUCGGGCUUUCCCACCUUCAAGUUUUUCCCCAAGGGCAGCACUGAGGCUGAAGACUACAGCAGCGGACGCGAGCUCCAAAGCUUCCUCACCUUCCUGAACGAGAAGGCGGGUACCCAACGCCUUGAGGGCGGCGAGCUUGCCGAGACGGCUGGCCGCCACGAGCGCCUUGAUGCGCUUGCGCAAAACUUUGUCUCUGGCGACCGUGACACCCUUUUGGCCGAGGCGCAGAAGAUUGCCAACGAGCUUGGUGACAUCUUUGCCAAGUACUACGUUAAGGUCAUGGAGAAGAUCAAGUCUGACGGCGAUGGCUACGCUGCCAAGGAGCUUGAACGCCUUCAGCGCAUCUUGGAUGGUGGCAACGUCAAGACGGAUCGCAAGGACAACUUCUUCAUCCGCCGCAACAUCCUCAAGCAGUUUUAACUGUUCUUUUUUUUUCUUUUUUUUUUUUUCUUUGGAGAAGAGCGGAUGAAUGCCCUUCAUUUGCCACAACUGGUCAAAAACUCAUAAAUUGAACCGACCACCCAUGGCAUUGCAAUGUACCACACGGGGUGGGAGAGGGGGCACGGCCCCAACUUGUAGGCGAUGGACAACAGCCGACGUGCGCAUGAAGCCAAGUUGAGCGACAUACUACGAAACGGCAAUGGUUUUUUCACACGCACGCAGCAGCUUUCCAGUUCUGGGUCCUGACAAAGGCAAAUGUGUGUGGAGGCAGCUGGGGGCUACUGGUCGAAGCGGCCGGGGGCAGGGUCGGAGAGCCAUCAGGCAGCAGCUGCAUCAAUUCCCCAUUGGCCAUGGUCUGGUUGGCCAUCGUCCAUGGUCUGGUUGGCUAACAAGUCACCCGUCGCGCUCUCAAACAAGUAGAGGUCAAACCUGCAAGUGCCAGCGUGGUGCUCGAAUUGCCUGGGUUCAGAAUGGUGAUCACCACGUCAGGCGAAUCACGCGCGCAAAAGGCGUAGGCUAGCACAUCAGGCUGGUUCUCAACCGUAGCAUCGGCGACGACCGCCCCAGCGAGCCCCUGGUGCAUCAAGGCAACAACGCAGUCUGGUCGUGCAAAUGACCCGGUGUGAUCAAGCUAAACGGACUGUCGCCAUGACUGGGCAAUCAGCCAGGGUGGGGCAUUGAUUAGGGCACGCAAUCAGGAAAAAAUCAGGUCCUCGUCCUUGAGGUAGCGAAGAAAGGUCUCGAGGUUGGUGGUGUUCCAGUCACCCUCGCAGUGCGUGGUAUUGUCCACGUGACAGUCGCGGCCCGUGAGCUCGUUGAGAUCAAACAUCAGCUCGACGUUGGCCGCCACGGAAAAGUUGAGGAGCUGACGGUACAUGCACUGGGUGAGGACAUUGGGCCACCAAUUGCCCACAGCUGCGGGGCUGCAUGGUGUGGUCGCCCCGGUCCCGGGGGAUGGCCGAGAGACAUGCUCGGCAUGCUCGCAAGCAUCUGAGACAUCGUAGGUCACCCAGUUGGCCGUGAUCCCGCCGACACGCAGGAAGACAGCGGCGCUGCACACGAGCCAUGAAACGGCAGCCGGGGCAUGAGUUGACGUUACAAUCGUAUUGCGACUGCAGGGUUUGUCCACACGCACAUGACCCAGGGCUGAUUGAGUUGCUCGGCAGUCUCCAUGACAUGCCAGGUCUUCAUGCCCAAGCCC
This is a messenger RNA of Monosiga brevicollis MX1, 2299 nucleotides long. RefSeq lists its product as uncharacterized. Gene Ontology annotation, molecular function: protein disulfide isomerase activity. The record is from RefSeq and is a predicted model, not a curated record. Gene Ontology annotation, cellular component: endoplasmic reticulum. The coding region runs from base 19 to 1077 and encodes 352 amino acids. Gene Ontology annotation, biological process: protein folding. Lineage: Eukaryota; Choanoflagellata; Craspedida; Salpingoecidae. The transcript is spliced from 7 exons.